Messenger RNA from Phycodurus eques (leafy seadragon), 5566 nucleotides. RefSeq names its product phosphatidylinositol-4-phosphate 3-kinase catalytic subunit type 2 gamma (gene pik3c2g). Gene Ontology annotation, cellular component: cytoplasm; plasma membrane; phosphatidylinositol 3-kinase complex. Gene Ontology annotation, molecular function: 1-phosphatidylinositol-4-phosphate 3-kinase activity; 1-phosphatidylinositol-3-kinase activity; phosphatidylinositol binding. The transcript has 33 exons. Gene Ontology annotation, biological process: cell migration; phosphatidylinositol 3-kinase/protein kinase B signal transduction; phosphatidylinositol-mediated signaling. The coding region runs from base 147 to 4304 and encodes 1385 amino acids. NCBI's taxonomy places the organism in Eukaryota, Metazoa, Chordata, Actinopteri, Syngnathiformes, Syngnathidae. The record is from RefSeq and is a predicted model, not a curated record.
GUGUCACCGGCGAAUGUUCAGGUCUAACUCGCUGAGCAUGAUGGCCUCAAUUUACAAGAAACACGGGACCACGACAUCAUCUCUAAUGGCUGUCCCGCUGUGACGUGACACACUGCAGCAUCAAGACGCACUCGAGCUACAAUGCGAUGGAUCCCCGUGGACCGCAACCAGGACCACCCCCUUUGCCAGCACGUAGAGUGCUCCACAGACAAAAUGCAAACAACAACCUCUCCACGACUUUGACAGGGACCGACUUUGACGCUCAUAUUUACGAAGAGAUCGACAUUAUUGAGGAAAAUAAACAAUCGUUGGCGAACAGGUUGCCUCAUUCGAAAUCCCAGUCCGACCCACAGGCCGACGGCCGAGAACAUCCUAACGGUGCUCAGCGAGGAACGCGCAGGCCUCUCCGACCUCGUCGUACCGCCCCUCCGGUCCCGAGUGCAAGCGCGCCAAGCGGACAGGACCACAUUUCCCCACCUAUACCCCCCAGGAAGCACGUACCCCUUGGCCACAACAAAACCAGGUUCUCCUGUGACCUGACUGUCCCUGUCCACAAAUUGACCCGCUCCAACACACAACCAGACGACCUGGAUAAAUGGGUCAUCGAACUGACAGAUACGCCUGAAGGCAGCACCAGAGUGAUGGCUUCAUUCUGUCAAGCCACAUCCAAUCUGCUGUCGCACUACAAGCACACACAAAGUGCUCACAACUCGGGUGUGGUGUAUGCUCGAGUGUCACGCCUCCAUCCCGCGUUGCUGCAGCAGGUCGAGCUGACUGUCAGCGUGGCGACCCAAUAUGAAAGUCACCAGCUUCCGAUCCCAACCGCAGUGAAUAGGACGGUGCAAAGUUUAAUCAAUGAGAUCUUCCAGCUGCUGGAGCUCACUCGCAAAACCAGCGGCCAUUAUGUUCUCAAGUUGUGUAACUCUGAGGAGUAUCUCCACAACGAAGAGCGGCUGGGUUUGCACGAGGUCGUUCAAACACACUGCAAGUUCAACAUGGCCCUCCCCCUUCGACUGCUCCACACCAGCAAUCUGAGACACAGCCUGGCCAGGGAUGAGGAUGACGACAAACCCACGUGUCAUCUUUACGAGCUGGUGCGGCCCGUCUGCGUCUUCAACACGUGCAAGUUGAGUCUACAGAAUGUGCUGAUGAGCUACAGCAGGGAGGAGGCCAUGCUGAUGAGAAGCAAAUCGGGGAUGAACGUCAACGUCCUGGUGGCCCACGUUCGCACCAUUACUGAUCUCCUGUGCGGCCUCUCAAGCGGGGAGCUGGAAGACGCCAUUGGCCGGCUCAACAGAGUCAACCCCAUACCUCUGAGUCAUGAGGAGAUGUUAGAAGGCGAGAGUGCCAUGCAGGUGCUGCACGAGUCCCUGCUGAAAGUCAUGCAGAGCUUCUUUGAGAACUUCCUGUCCAACUUCAGAACUCAGGACGUUGCCAGCAAACCUCCGACCCGUGAUGUGGAGCAGAACAGUGAACUCUUACAGUUCAAUGUGGCCGCCCUCUAUAAACUUCUACCCAGCUGGGUGACCACGUACGACUGCUUCUCUAUUUCCUGUGAGCUGACGUAUGGAGAGACGCAGCUUUGCUCGGCCGUGGUUUCUGAAAACAUCAGCACAGCUUUAUCCUUUGAGAAGAAAAUACGUUGUAACCGCAUGAUGGCGUUUCCUGUCCCAGCAAAGCAGUUGCCCUACGAGUGCAUGCUGACCUUCCAGCUGAUGGGCUCAAAGCGAGGAAAGAAUCCCGAGCUGCUGGCUUGGGCUGUUCUACCCCUUUACAGGAAAAGAACCCUGGUAAGAGGGACCAUCCUGCUCACUUUGUCCAUGUUGGCCAUGCUGUCUUCACCCGCCUCCCCAGCCCUCUUUGACAGCCACAGACAAACAGUGGGGGUCAUCCUGCAGCUGGAGUUUCCCGAUGAAGUGAACUGGACGUAUCAGAGGCCUGUCGAGCUCCCCGGGUCCUUCAUAUUCUCUCCGCCUUGUGAAGAUCUGGAAAAGAAAAUGUUACAAGUGUCGAAGAAGGUGUGCCUUUGCUUUCUGUCAGAAAACGAGAAGAACUUCCUGUGGAGUAAACGUCACAGCGGUGACAAAGCAAGCACCUUCCUCCAUUUGGUGUUGGGUGGAGCCCCCAAGUGGCAGGCUGAGGACCUCACAGAGAUCUACACAGUUCUGGACCGCUGGGCUAUCCAUCUUCCCGAGGAGGCGCUCUUCCUGCUCACCGAUAAUUUUCCAGACCAGACUGUGCGCAAGGCCGCUGUGCAGUAUUUUAAACAAAUUCCUGAUGAUGAGUUGGAGCAGUUUCUACCACAGUUGGUCCAGGCUCUGAAGAGUGAGUGGGAACUGGAUGGACCUCUGGUCAUGUUGUUGUUGGAGAGAUCUCUAAAGAAAAUUCGGAUUGCUCAUCAACUCUUCUGGUUGCUGGAGGAUGCUUGCACAGAGUCGCACUACCAGAGCUGGUUCAGUAAGGUGCACGCGGCCUUGCGCUUCUGCUGCGGCCGAGCGCUGAGCGAGGAGCUGGAUAAAGAGAGUCGCUUGCUGUCGGCACUCGUCCAGGUGGCGGAGAAGGUCCGGACGUCGGAGAAGACGCGACGGAAGGCUGUUCUGAACAAAGAAAAGGGGAAGAUUGAGGAGUUCUUCAGUGAUGGGGGAAGUUGCUGUCUACCUCUAGAUGUUGCCGUCCGCGUCAAGGGAGUGGACCUGGAUGCCUGUAAGUUUUACAACUCCAAUACCUCUCCUCUGGGCGUGUCCUUCGUUUGCACUGACCCGCUGGGAACGAACAUCACUGUGAUCUGCAAGACAGGAGAUAGCCUGCGCCAGGACAUGCUAGUACUGCAGAUGGUCCGUAUGAUGGACAGGGUGUGGCUCCAAGAAGGGCUGGACUUGCGAAUGGUCACCUACAGAUGUCUUUCUACUGGGACGACUCAGGGCCUCAUAGAAGUGGUUCCUGAGGCGGUGACGCUGGGGAAGAUCCAGCAGGAGUGGGGUCUGGGUGGGACCCUUCGACAGGACACCCUGGAGAAGUGGUUUCAUAUGUGGAAUAAAACAAAGGAGGACUAUGAAAAGGCUGUGAUGAACUUCAUUCACUCAUGUGCAGGUUGGUGCGUGGCCACCUUCAUCCUGGGGAUCUGCGACCGCCACAACGAUAACAUCAUGUUGAAGCACAGCGGUCACAUGUUCCACAUCGACUUUGGCAAGAUCAUGGGCAAUGCGCAGAAGAUCGCAAACUUUAAAAGGGACCGAUCACCGUUCAUCUUCACAUCGGAGAUGCAGCACUUCAUCACAGGCGGUGGGCAGAAGCCUCAGCGCUUGCAUCGCUUUGUGGAACUUUGCUGUGAAGCUUACAACAUCAUCAGACACAGAUCUGCCCUCGUACUCAGCCUGCUGGAGCUAAUGACCAAUGCAGGAAUGCCCGAACUCAAGGACUGUAAUGACCUGCAGUACGUCCAGAGAAACCUCAGACCUCAUGACACUGACCUGGAAGCCACAUCCUACUUUACAAAGAAGAUCAAGGAGAGCAUAGGUUCUGUUGCAGUCAAGUUGAACUUCCUAACACAUAGCAUGGCCCAAGGGAAGAAGCAGACAACGCCGAUCCGUGAUGGCGUUCCUGCUCCCAGCACCAACAUUCAAGAUGCGGUCAUCCAGGACUUUGCCAUCAAGGACAAAGUUGCGAUCUAUGACCUGAGAGUGACCAUCGACGAUGGCUUUUGGUAUAGCGAAAUGACAUUUGAAGAUUUUGAGCUGAUCCACAAGCAACUGCAGAAACACUUCAUAGAAUCUGCUAUGCCUCAGUUUCCGUGUUGGUAUAUGAUGUCAUUCACCCCCAACAGGAAGAUGUCUCUGUUGAAUAAAUACCUCAAACAGCUUUUUGAGGGGCCUUGCAAGGGAAAUGAAUUUGUGUGCAGUUUGUUCUUGGAUGGGCCAAAAAUGGUUAAGCAAAGCGUGGUAAAAGAAGCCUGCCCUCAAAUCCAGCUGUACAUAACUUACAAGGAACGAAAGCUCUCAGUCUUGGUUAAACACCUCAAGAACAUUAAGAUGGCCAAUGGCUCCAACCCUGAUGCCUAUGUGGUCACAUGUCUGAGACCGGAUCCCCAGCAGAAGUCCAAGAGAAAGACUAAAGUGGUGCGGAAUAAUGACAACCCCACGUUCAAUGAACUGCUGGAGUACGCAAAUGUCCCCCUUCUGUAUGGGAUGGUGCUGGAGGUGAGCGUGAAGAGCAAAAAGACGUUUGUAGCUGCCACAAACAUUAAAUUGGAAGAGGAGCUGCUCAACAAGGAGACUUGGUUCACACUGGGAAACUCGGCCCUUUGACCCAAGUUGCUGCACUGCAGGCCUGUUGCCAACAGGGGGUGCAACCACAAUGUCUAUUGUCUCAACUACAGUGCAGUGUGAAUAAAACUGUGGAUGAAGUUACAACUGGGGGGGGGGGGGGACUCAUGAAAGAACUGUUAGGUAUUUUAACUGCAGUGAUUGAAAGCACUGAGUUUUUGUUUUUAAAUGCCAAUCAAAUGUCGGAAUAAUGACGAUAAUCUAAUAGGCUUUUUUCAGGCUUUCUUUCCUCUUUACCACCCACGUAACACUAGAUCAGAAUCGGAAUCAUCUUUAUUUUGCCAAGUAUGUCCAAAAAACACCCAAGCACAUGCAUUGAGAUGCAUUUGUAUGAACAUAUUUGCAUGCACCACGGUCCAUAUGGGCAUGCUUGCUUGGGUUUGGUGUGGAAGCCCUGACCACAACCCCAUCAAAUAAUCUCCAUAUUCUAUUUUCACCUCCUGGAAGGCAGGGGUGCCAAACUUGCUUUGCUCACAGUUUUCAUAGUUAUGAAAAAAUGUGUGUGUUAUGUUCUAGUUAUGAAGAAAAAAAACCAAGUGAUUGCCCCACAGUCCUGCUGAGAAAAUUGCCCAUAGAUACCACAAGAUGGCGGAAAAUAAAAUUCUUGUUUGACAAGGCUAUAGCCUGAAUAAAUCAAAAAGCUCCUCCCCUCACUUCAACAUAGUUUCAUAGUAUCAAAAAAGCUCCUCCCCACACUUCAACAUAGUUCCAUAGUAUCUUGGUUUUAAGUUGAGUUGGGCCACUAUGACAUUCUUGGACUUUUUUAAACAUUGUAAAGCCAAACCGUCAGGCAGCCAUGUAUUAUUGUAUUAUAGUAAUUUGAGAAUCUGUUCCAUCACAGGUUUCUGUGAAAGGUGAUUAGGUAAAAAGUUUUGGAUUUUUCAGGGUUGCGGGUGGCCCACAGUCCUGUAUCUCACCAGACUAGAUCUGCCCCUGCCCUCAGCAGAUUUCCAUAUUCAGAACCAAAACAAGAGCAAUCUGUAAUAAACUGGCAAUCUUUAAAGCAGUGUUGACUUGACGAUCAUAAUUAAUGUGAUAUUUUCACAAAUCAGACCUUGAGAGUGGAGGAAAAAAUGUUUGCUUCCAAAAUUGAAUUCUUUAUUCACAAGCCAUCUGCCUGAGCCCCCCCACUCCUUUUGCACGCCACUCGUAGUUUUGCUGUUAUAGUUGUAAAGUUUCUUUGCAUAGUUUAUAUAUAAAUAUAUAUAUAUAUAUAUAUAUAUAUAUAUACCCCCCCCCCCCCC